UAAUGCCCCCACUAACCCCGCCUUUCUUUAUUGGAAUUUCAUCAAACACCUUUUCUUCCUCCACUCGAACGCCAUGCUUCUUCUUCCACCUCCCUUCUCCUUCCACCAUUCCAAGAAUCCAUGGAUUGGUACUCUUGGCUCUCCGACGCCGACCUCGAUCCCGACCUCGUCUACCACCUCUCCCUCCUCUUCUCCGGCAACCAGCUAGGCGAAGACGACAUCGCCCACUUCGACCAUGAGUUCCUGAAGAGCAUGGGAAUCUCCAUCGCCAAGCACCGACUGGAGAUCCUGAAGCUCGCCAAGAAGAGGAAGUACUCCGGCCUCCGCCGCUUCACCAGGUUCCUCGCCGCCGCCGGGAGCUCCAUAGCCAAGUAUCUUAGCUACUCCCUGCUCCGCCGGAAUUCCUCAGCUAUCGUCGUCGUGGCGGCUCCGGCGCCGGCGAAGGGGGACAUGCUGAAGAGGCGAAGGAAGAUGGUAGUAGCGGACGGUGGCGGCGGCGGCGGAGCCAGAGUGGCUCCUCCGACUGCUGCGGUGGCUGUGAAGCACGCCGGCGAGAUCAGGUGGGACUCCAUGUUUCAGGACCUCAAACCAAAUUGACCAGCAGCAACGUUGCAGUCGGCUUGCCAUGUAAUUACAUAAAUAUUUCACAUUAGUACACUUAUUUUCCAUAUUUUCACAAAGCAAGCCCUUCGUAGUCGAGUCCUUAUAGUUCA
Zingiber officinale is the source of this 713-nucleotide messenger RNA. RefSeq lists its product as uncharacterized. The transcript has a single exon. The record is from RefSeq and is a predicted model, not a curated record. Gene Ontology annotation, molecular function: protein binding. The coding region runs from base 121 to 597 and encodes 158 amino acids. NCBI's taxonomy places the organism in Eukaryota, Viridiplantae, Streptophyta, Magnoliopsida, Zingiberales, Zingiberaceae.